AUGUGGAGGAACAGUAUCCAAAACCUGCAGAGGCUUAGAGUCAGUACUCACAACCAGAGGUACCACUGUACAGGAUACCAUAGCCAACAGUUGAAGACAAGUGACCAUGGAUGCUCUCAUGUGCCCUGGCUCAGAGGCAGCAUGCCCAUUUUCCAAUAAGUGCAUUGAGUUGGUGGGUGGGGGGAAGACCCCUCCAUAUUUGCUCCUAUUGGUCAAGGUGUCCCUCAUGCCUUUGGGGGAGGGUGGUGGGCCAUCCACAUUCCUUAUUUCUACUGGCAGAGCACUUCAAUAUGCCCAGGUGCAGUGGAGAAUUUCAAACACUAGGCUACAUCUGAAGCAGGGCUCUCCAUACACCCAAGGGGUGAGAUAUAAAGGGGAACAAUGUUUAGGAUUUGUACCCACACCAUAGGCUGGAAGAACUAGAAACCUAUGCCCUCAGAUUGAGAGCAAUGAGACAGUCACAUACAUAUGUGACACAAUACCCUAAAACAAACUCUAUCUAUCUAUCUAUCUAUCUAUCUAGAUAUAAAAUUUAUAUGGAAGGGUGGGACUUCUGAUAAAAGGGGUGCUACUUGGAGUGAAAAGUGGGUGGGGUACCUGACCCUUUUUGUGUGUGAUAAAGGAUGGUCCCUUCGAGUCUUCUGCCAGACCUGCAAAUAACUUCCAUGGAGAGGCUGUGGAAUGGGGACAUCACCAACAUUUUCUGUAGGUUGAUGUAUGGAAGGAAGUAUUUCUUGGGAACGCCAACAGAGAACUGAAAUGUAGAGAAGCAGUCUAUGGGCUUGUCCACGCUGGAGCAAAAUGUGGAUUUGCACUGGCUUGCGUCCUCACCAAUGAAUGGGUGUCAAUAGGAUGUCCUCCCCAUCCCAGUGUUGGCCUGCAGCUUUCCCCCCUUUAAAUGUGAGAUUUUAUUUAUCUUUGGAAAGUGAAAAAGGAACCUUGAUGUAAUAUUGUAGUAUUAUUCAGCCAGUGGGUAAAACUGGGUUAGUGUGAGAUGAGGGCCUGGGCAAGCAGGGUCCAAAAUGCCACUCAGCCAGGAAGCUCACGGGAUUUCCCUGGGCCAAUCAUUGCCUCUUAGCCUAUCCUACCUCACAGGGUUGUUGCAGGGAUUACAUGAGGAGGGGAAGAAACGUACACCUUUCGCUCCUUGAAGAAAGGGUGGGGUAUAAAUACAAAAUAACUACAAAAUAAUGCAUAAUAAGAUAAUAUUUGCUGAACAUCCCUGCUUACUAGCCUUAUAAGACUAUAGGCACCUGGUAGUCUCCGAAUGCACAGUGUUUGUCCCGGUCACCUGGGUUUUGGUGGUGUCUUGGAGUGUUUUUGCAAAUAGGAAACAUUCAAGUGGACAUUUUUAUCAACAGACUGUGAGAUCAGACCCACACUGUGGGCGUAAGCUCUUUGUGGUUUUGUGGUUCUUGUCGCAGUUUAGGUACAGCAACAACAAGAGCACUUGGUCACAGCACUUGAGCUUUCAGUUGCCGGAUUAAUUUUUGACUCCUUAACAAAGCCGGAUUUUUCAGAAUUAUGAGAACCAGGUAAGCACUUGCAAAUAUGUUAAACAAGGGCAGUGUAGCUUGCUUUCUCAGAUAUAAAAAACAACCGGGGGCGGGGCAAUAGUAUGUUUGUUUCAGCAUAAAAUGUGCAACAAGUGCUCAGAAACUUGGGAGGAAGUGAUCAUGUUCUCCUGGGUUUCAGAAUACAGAGGCAAGGGAAAACUGAGUGUAGCUGGACAUGAACUCUGGACUUUAAGAAGGCCAAUUUCAAAAAGCUGAAGGAGCUACUGGGUGUGUUCCCAUGGUCAGAAAUACUCAACGAGAAGGGAGUCCAAGAAGGAUGGGAGUUUCUAAAAGGAGAAAUAUUGAAGGCCCGAAUGCAGACGAUACAAGAAGAAAGAAAAGUGGGAGGCAUCUAAGGAAACCGGUGUGGCUGCAUAAGGAGCUUACAGAUGAGCUGAGAGUUAAGAAGGGCAUGUAUAAGAAAGGGGAAAUCACAAAGGAGGAUUAUACAUGAGUAGCCAACAGUUGCAGGGGGAAAGUCAGGCUGGCUAAAGCUCAGAAUGAGCUCAGGCUUGCAAGAGAGGUUAAAAAUAAUAAUAAAGUUUUCUUCAACUAUGUCCGAAAUAAGAGGAAAAACAAGUAAGUGGUAGGUCCUCUGCGUGGGGAACACAGAGAAAUGCUAUUGGGUGACAGAGAAAAGGCAGAACUCCUCAACACCUAUUUUGCCUCUGUCUUCACCCGAAAGGAAAGCGACACCCAACCUGGUGAUAACAGAAUAAAUGAUGCAAGGAGGGAGCUGCAGUCCAAGACAGGAAAAGAGGUAGUAAGGGAACACCAGGCUACUUUAAAUGAAUGCAGAUCUCCAGAGCCUGAUGAGCUGCACCCAAGGGUACUAAAGGAGCUUGCGGAUGUAAUUUCAGAGCCUUUGUCUAUUAUCUUUGAGAAUUCUUGGAGAACAGCUGAGGUUCCUACAGACUGGAGGCCAGCAAAUGUUGUCUUCCCCAUCUUCAAAAGGGGAAAAAGGAAGACCAACCAGUGAGCUUGACAUUGAUACCAGGGAAGUUCCUAGAACAGGUGAUUCAACAGUCAGUCUGUGAGCAUUUAGAAAAGGAUAUUGUGAUUACUAAGACCCAGCAUGGGUUUCUCAAAAAUAAGUCAUGCUAGACCAAUCUGAUUUUUUUUUUUAAUGGAAUUACAAACUUGUGGAUCAGGGAAAUGCUGUGGACAUAGUGCAUCUUGAUUUCAGUAAGGCUUUUGACAAAGUCCCCCAUUAUAUUCUCGGAAGGAAGCUGGUAAAAUGUGGGUUGAACGAGGUAACUGUUAGGUGGGUUUGUAGCUGGUUGGCCGAACCCAAAGAGUACUCAUUAUGGUUCCUCAUCAUCCUGGAAAAAAGUGGGGUGCCGCAGGGUUCUAUCCUGGGCCCAUUGUUGUUUAUCAUCUUUAUAAAUGACUUGGAUGAAGGAAUUGAGGGGAUGCUCAUCAAAUUUGCAGAUGACACCAAACUGGGAGGGGUAGCUAAUGCUGCAGAAGACAGAAUCAGUAUACAAAAUGGCCUUAACAGAUUGGAGAACUGGAUGCAAGCUAACAAAAUGAAUUUCAAUAGGGAUAAAUGAAAGGUUCUGCACUUAGGCAGGAAGAACCAGAUGCACAAAUAUAGGAUGGGGGACACCUGGCUUACUGGCAGCACAUGUGAAAAGGAUAUAUUGGCCUCGGCCCAGUAUACCUGAAGGAGCAUCUCCACCCCCAUCGUUCUGCCUGGACGCUGAGGUCCAGUGCCGAGGGCCUUCUGGUGGUUCCCUCAUUGCAAGAAGCAAAGCUACAGGGAACCAGGCAGAGGGCCUUCUCGGAAGUGGCGCCCACCCUGUGGAACGCCCUCCCAUCAGAUGUCCAAGCGAUAAACAACUACCUGACAUUCAGAAGACAUCUUAAGGCAGCCCUGUUCAGGGAAGUUUUUAAUGUGUGACAUUUUAGUGUAUUUUUGGUCUCUGUGGAAGCCGCCCAGAGUGGCUGGGGAAACCCAGCCAGAUGGGUGGGGUACAAAUAAUAAAUUAUUAUAUUAUUAUUAUUAUUGGUGGACCACAAGAUUAACAUGAGUCAACAGCGAUGCAGCAGCCAAAAAAAGCUAAUGCUCUUCUAGGCUGCAUCAACAGAAGUAUAGUCUCCAGAUCAAGGGAAGUAAUAGUACUACUCUAUUCUGCCUUAGUCCACACUGUGUCUAAUUCUGGCCACCACAGUUUAGGAAGAAUACUGACAAGCUGGUACAUGUGCAGAGGAGGGCAACCAAGAUGAUCAAGGGUCUGGAAACCAAGCCUGAUGAGGAGCACUUGAAGGAGCUGGGUAUGUUUAGCCUGGAAAGAGGAGACUGAGAGGAGAUAUAAUAGCCAUCUUCAAACAUCUUAAGGGCUGUCACAUAGAGGAGGCAGCAUGCUUGUUUUCUCCUGCUCUGGAGGGUAGGACUCGAACCAAUGGCUUCAAGUUGCAAGAAAGGAGAUUCCGAUGAAACAUUCAGAAAAACUUUCUGACACUAAGAGCUGUUCAGCAGUGGGACAGACUCCCACGAGAGGUGGUGGACUCUCCUUCCUUGGAGGUUUUUAAACAGAUGUUGGAUGGCCAUCUGUCAUGGAUGCUUUAGCUUAGAUUCCUGUAUUGCAGGGGGUUGGACUAGAUGACCCGGGGGGUCCCUUGCAACUUUAAGAUUCUAUGAUUCUAUGAACUGAACCGUUGAAAGACUGUUCUUUUUGUAAAGGAAGGGUAGCUCCUAUUUGCCUUAGGCUGCAGUGCUGCACCAACUUACACUGGAGUAAGCUCCAUUGAAUUCAGUGGAAGUUACUUUUGAGGAAAGAUUUAGCAUUUUCAAGUAAGUACUGGAAUAACUAGUAAGUGACCUUAAACUGAACAUGUUGAAGUGACUCAUCUUCUCUUUUCUGAGGCAGUUGUGUUACUUUUCCAGUAUUUGAGGAAGAGUCAGGAAAAGAACAGGACCCAAAUUAAUUAGUUAUAUGUUAAGUGAAUUAAUUAGUGGGCAUGCAGUUAAUUAUGAACCACCAUUCACCUGUGGAGUUUUGUUUUUACUAUUUGUGUUCAAAAACCAUGCAACUGCUUGGUAAUUCCUAAAUGUCUGUGCAUAUUUCUGUUUAAGUAAGUCUGAGAGCUCGUUGUUUGGUUGCCUAGAUAGAGUACUGUAAUAUUUCUAUGACCAUCACUACUAGAGAUUAAAACUAAUUUAGAGUUUUGGAAUUGAAACCACAGUUCUUUGUGCUGCAGCAGACUCUUCACCAUGGCAAGACAAAUAGCUACACAAUCAUAAGAAGUUACAGUGGUACCUCGGGUUACAUACGCUUCAGGUUACAGACUCCACUAACCCAGAAAUAGUACCUCGGGUUAAGAACUUUGCUUCAGGAUGAGAACAGAAAUCGUGUGGCGGCAGUAGGAGGCCCCAUUAGCUAAAGUGGUACCUCAGGUUAAGAAGAGUUUCAGGUUAAGAAUGGACCUCCAGAAAGAAUUAAGUUCUUAACCUGAGGUACCACUGUAUUGACCAAAAGGAAAUAACAAGCAAGUUGGAGUGCAUUUUUUUUAUAUAUAAAAAAACUUUAUAAGUGGCCAAUUUAUUUUAAGGAAAUUAAAUAGAGUGUGUGUGGGGGAUCCAUUAAUCAAUAGUGAUAACAUUGUGGAUGUUUUAUUCUGCAAUGAAGUCUGGCACACACUGAGAAGUACAUAGCAAAUGAACAAAACAGGAUGGUCUAUUUUAAAAAGAAACAUGUUAUAAUCAUAGGUAUUUGGUGGUUUGUCACUCCUUAAAAGAUACUGAUGAUGCAUGAGAUCAUUCUCAAGGAACACUUAAGACGACAAUUGUGGUUUUAAACAACGUGAGGUUGGAUGAGUUAAAGGACAAUGAGGGCUCAUCCACACUUAACUUUCACUCCCUGCUUUCCCACUCAGUAUCUUGGAGAUUUUUGGGUUUUCUUGUGGAGUGUUCAAGAGUGGCAAAGUGGCAGGGGAAACAGACCAGAAAAGUUCAGACCUGCGUUUUAGAAAGCACAGAGGAAAAUAAGUUGAGAUGAGCCCUGAGAGAGGAAGGAAGGAAGGAACCAGUUUUAACAAGAAAAAUGGCAGAGAUAGGUCUAACACAAAAACUAAGACCGAAAAGCUAACACAACAGAGCCUUUCCCAGCUUCAUUCCCACUGAACUCAAACCUUGUUUUAACAUGCCAUUCCUCACUCCGUGAUAUCCUACUGCUUACUCUACUCAAAACUAUGCCAUUGUUCAAAAUUGCUUUUUUUACUUUCAGUGUCCUUCCAUCCCUACUAAAUUCAAUCCUCUGCUGUUGUUUAAAACUGCCAUUUUCUCUCUGCCAUUCCCUUAACAUUUAGCACUAGUAUUAUUCAGAAAGGCCUCUCUUAUCUUUUUUGCUAAGAGCUAUCCUGUAGCUGAUGAACUUAUCUGCAUUAGAUGACAGCCUUUUUAUCUUAAAAUCAGCGGGUUGGCCUUCUACGAAGAUCUGAAACGGAAGAAUAAACGUAACCCUUGGUGGACUAUAUGAAGGGCAAUAUAGAAUACAGCUCACCACAUCUUCAAUUAGAGCUGUUCUGCAUAUGCAAAAAUGUUUCUUUACUGGCCUGUUAGAAAAUCUAUUAGCCAUCUACUCAGUAGUUUUCCUCCUCCCUGCUUUUUUUAAACCUCUACUGUUGUUUAAAACCACAAUUUUCCUCAUGUUCUUCCACCUGUGCUUUACUCAAUCUUCUGCUGUUGUUUAAAACAGCCACUUGUUUCCUUUCAUAGUCUCUCCCUUGUCACUGUGCUAAAGUUUCUCCCUCUUCCAUUUCUCACCUGCCUUAGGCAAUAGAUCAGGGGUCAGCAGAGGAGGCCAGUCCACUGUCCCUCAGACCUUGUGGGGGGCCGGACUAUAUUUCGAAGGGGGAAAAAUGAAUUCCUAUGCCCCACAAAUAACCCAGAGACGCAUUUUAAAUAAAAGGACACAUUCUACUCAUGUAAAAACACACUGAUUCCCGGACCGUCCGCGGGCCAGAUUUAGAAGGCGAUUGGGCCAGAUCCGGCCCCCGGGCCUUAGUUUGCCUACCCAUACAAUAGAUAAAGGAUGCAGAGCUCUCAAAUAUUCCAAAGUAAUUUACUCAAACCUCUGCCAUUUGCCUCUCAAUUCUCUCCAUCCCUGCUUUACUUAAACUUCUGCCAUUGUUUUAAACAAAGCUUCCUCAACCUCAUCCCUCCAGAUGUUUUGAGACUACAAUUCCCAUCAUCCCUGACCACUGGUCCUGCUAGCUGGGGAUCAUGGGAGUUGUAGGCCAAAAACAUCUGGAGGGCCGAGUUUGAGGAAGCCUGUUUUAAACCAUCACUUUCCCCCUCUUGUGAUUCUCCUUUCUCACUCCAGUGCCAUGACCACUGCUGUUGUGGAGUCUGCCUUCAUUUUUGCUCAACUCUCCUGCCUUGACUCCAUACAAAUCCAAGAUUGUGAUGAAGCACUAUCUAUCCUUCAGUGGGGGCUGUGAUCUAACUUACAAGUAAACUUACAAGUCAACCUUUUUGAGUGCACGGCUCCCUUGACCAACUACAUUCUUUCUGUGGCACCCCUGUGGGGCUCAGGAGCCCAGUUAUGUCACCCCAUGGCUGCAGAGCUGACAGCCUCUCACCCCUUUUCAAACACCCUUCCUUGUGGAGGGUUCCCUCAUCCUCCUCUCCUCUCCUUGGGAGUCCUCUGGGCAGCUGCUGCUGCCACCCCUGGUCUCUGAGCUGCCCCCACUGCCCCAAAGAGAGGUGCUUCCUCACACUGCCCCACAGAGGCCUGGGACUUGUCUGUCCAUUCCCAACAGCAAGGGCUGGUGGACUGGCUGGCUGGGCUCCCUCACCCGCUUGCCUGCUUGCUCCAAGGCCACCUCAGCUCCUGGCAACCAGCACCCCCUGGCAAGCCCCAGAGGCACCAUUUGCCCGGGGAGUUUGUAGCCAGGGCUGCUGCAACAAACAGCUAUGCAAGCCUUUGGGAGGCAGAGACGUGAGAGGACAUCAGAGGAGGGAGGGAAGGGGAAAGGGACAGUGUUGCCCGUAGCACCCCUGACCAUCAUUCAAGGCACCCCAGGGGGCCAUGGCACGCUGCUUAAAAACUACUGCAUUAUAUUAAAAAGGAAAAAUGAACAUAUUAAAAGAAUGUAGGAAGAUAUAGAAUCAGGACUGGCCCUACAUCAACAUCUCCCAUACAGUUUAAAAAUAAAACAAAAGAAGCAAAUAAUAUUCAAAUAAAACAUAGAGCCCUACCAGCUUAAAUAUCCAUAUUUAACAAUUUAAAAUAUUAGGGCCUGAAAAAUAUUUGAUAUAAAAUAAUAUGCAUGGCAUCCCGUUAACUUUUAUAAACCUUUUUUUUGCUUCCAGUUUUGCCACCCUCGUAAUAACAGGCAGGUGGUUUUGUGAAGGAUACAUAUCUGCUGUAUUGAUUAAAGGUAAAGGUAAAGGUACCCCUGCCCGUACGGGCCAGUCGUGUCCGACUCUAGGGUUGUGCGCCCAUCUCACUUAAGAGGCCGGGGACCAGCGCUGUCCGGAGACACUUCCGGAUCACGUGGCCAGUGUGACGAAGCUGCUCUGGCGAGCCAGCACCAGCGCAGCACACGGAAACGCCGUUUACCUUUCCACUAUAAAGCGGUGCCUAUUUAUCUACUUGCACUUUGGCGUGCUUUCAAACUGCUAGGUGGGCAGGAGCUGGGACCGAAAGACGGGAGCUCACCCCGCCGCGGGGAUUCGAACCGCCGACCAUGCGAUCGGCAAGCCCUAGGCGCUGAGGUUUUACCCACAGCGCCACCCGCGUCCCUGUAUUGAUUGAUUACGUAGGGUAAUUUAACGGAUAAGUGGUAUUUUCCUUUAUUUCACCUGACCCACAACCACAGACGUUUAUCUAGCAUAACAGGACUUAAACCUCCCUUCCACUUCAGCAGACAGCAUGCACUGAAAUCAGAGGGCUGUGAAUGCUUUACUUAAAAGGGGAACUGAGAGUGAUACUGAGUCCCAUCCAUACACACCCUUUUUGACAAAAUCAGCUUCAGAAUGCAGGAAAUACUUGAGCUUAGCCAUAAACAUCCUAUUGUCUCAAGAUUCAGAAGCCAGUGAAGUGGAGUGAUCUUUAAAGUGCUUGUUCAGUGCUGUGCUCUUUCUCUUCUUCUUCGGAAUUAGAUAAUACCUUUGCUGUUAAGUUGUGGGUGAACAUAUCAGACGACACAGCGAUUCUUCAGACAUUUCUUAUUUAUUCACAGGCCAGAACAGAACUGAACUGAAGGGUUCAGCCAACCUGCUUAUACAGAGCUCAACUACAAAGCAACAGUAACAACUGUCUGUAACUAUCCAAUCACUGAACGUCACUUUCAAUUCCUUAUUUGCAUAUGUGGACCUGAGUGAAAACUAUCUACAGUAUCCCCCUGCUGUCCCAGGGUGAGAACUUCAGUACAUAACAUUUGCCCAUAAAAAGAAAGAAAGAAUGCAAUUGCUGUUCUGCAAUCCCCUUACAUUUUACGAUCCUCCUUCUAAUAGCGAACUCAGGUGGUGAGCGCUAGCAGGAUUGUGGCUAAAACAGGGCCACUGAGAACAAGAGAGAGGUAUUAGCAUUGUCCAGGGGAGCCCUAAGAGCUGCAGAAGUACAAAAAACACUUGGCCAAUGAUGCAGGCAGGCGGCAGAACUGCCACAGUGUAGGGGUACACCAGUUGAGGAGCACAGUGAGUAAGGCGAGCAGGAGCAUGUCCCACCAAGAGCGCCUUGUGGCCUAGUGGCAGGGUCUGUGGACAGGAAGAGGAGGAGAAGCACCACAAUAAGUCGGACAAGGAGGAGACAAGCUCUGGUGCUUUUCUAAGAAAGAUAUUUAUUGUGGUUGGUCUCCAUGUUUUUCAGAACAAAACUCCUUCUUCAGGGUUGAGUCCAGUCUAAGUUAGAUACCAUGGGAACAUACCCUCCAACAUUUCUCUGAUGAAAAUAAAGCCUUCUCUAGUCUCUGCUAAAUUAGUAUCUUGAAACUGAAUUUUAUUUAUGAGUUGUAGCAACAGAAUGAACCAGUUCAGCCGUGUAAGAUUGCACUGAAUUUUUCAACCAUUUCUGUAUGGUAUUUCACUCUCAGUUCAGAUGAAUAAGAGUGUCCAGUAUACUGAACAGAAUAAGAAAUGAGAACAUUUUGCAUUUGACUAUGAAGUAUAAUUGAAACAGGAACAAGCUCCUGUUGCUCGGUCCCAGCUCCUGCCAACCUAGCAGUUCGAAAGGAUGUCAAAGUGCAAGUAGAUAAAUAGGUACCGCUCCGGCGGGAAGAUAAACGGCGUUUCCGUGCGCUGCUCUGGUUUCACCAGAAGCGGCUUAGUCAUCCUGGCCACAUGACCCGGAAGCUGUCUGUGGACAAACAGUGGCUCCCUCGGCCUAUAGAGCGAGAUGAGUGCGCAGUUCCAGAGUAGUCCGCGACUGGACCUAACGGCCAGGGAUACCUUUACCUUUUAUGAAGUAUAAUUGAAACAGUAAUAUUAAGAUGCAGAUUACAUCAUGGCUUACCAGUGUUAUGCCCAGUGCUUUUUUUCCUAAAAAAAUGUUUAGGGGUACUCUCAUUUUCGUACUCAUAUUGAAAUACUGCCCCUCAGUGAGGCCAAACUUAGAUUCACAAAAUGUUUAGGCUAUGCGUACCCCCAGGAAAAAUGCUCUGGGGACAUCCCAUUCCAUAAUGAUAAUUUUACCAUUUGUACCCCACACUGGGUGGUUUCCAACAUAUAUAAAAACAUAAUAAAACAUUAAACAUUUAAAAAAGCUUCCCUAUACAGGAUUGCCUUCAGGCGGCUCAGGGCUCAAUGCCAUACCCUCCAACGCUUCUCCGAUGAAAAUAGGGACAUCCUAAGGAAAAGUGGGACAUUCCGAGAUCAUAUCAGAAACCAGGAUGCCUACUCUAAAUCAGGCACAUCCCUGGAAAAUUGGGUCACUUGGAGGGUCUGUGGGAAUAAAUGUAGAAUGCGUAAAGUCCCAUUUAUUUAAAUUUGAACUCAUUUCAACAAACGUGGACUGGAUUCACUCCAACGGAAGGAUAGUUCUACAGUCUCUCUGGCUGUUCAGAUGCUUCCUUUGACUCUGCAUUCAGUGUGCUCCCACCAUUGAUUUGAGAAGCAGUGCACACAAGGCAUUGCCACAAUUCAUAUCUAUAUUUUAUUAUCUAUCCUUUUGGUUCUCAUAAAAUAUUGUGUUUUGAUGCGUCCCCCCAAAAAACUCCCCGACUUUCAUCCAAAUUGAGAUAAAUAGCCAUAAACUGCAUUUAAUUAAACUAGUCAUGUGUACGCAGCAACCCCCCUCGCUUACACACACACACACACACACACACACACAUACACACCACCCACUGAAAAUGGUUUAUAGUCAAGGAAGAGCAAGCAAAGUCAGACUUGCUUAUUUCCCUGCAAGUGUUCUAAUGGUAGCCUUAGCAACAGCAAAUUUUUAUACCUGCCAAUCACUCUUUCCUGAAUGAUUGUGUCAUUAUGCUUAGAUCAGAAUCUGGGCUUUUAAAAAAAAAAAUAUUUAAGAGCAUGGUAACACCAACUGCUGUAUCAGAUGCUUGAUGAAAAGCAUUGUCUGGUGAGAAUCUAAUAAUAUUUGAUAGAUAUGAGCCAGCAAAAAUCAGAAGAGAUAAUAUUAGGCUCGUGACAGCUGGUUAGAAAUGUGCAGCUGUUAAAAAUAAACUUCCCUUCUGAAAUUAUCACCACCCAGAUCAUGUGAGUUGGCACUAAGUGCAGAUGAUUCAGUCUGCCCAGGGUCUCUGCGGUCAAGGCUCAGAGUCAAUUCAGAAUGCCAGGUUAUACGAAAGGGCAGGAUGGUGACUGGCCUUCAAAAUGCAUGUGUGCUCACACUGCCAAGAGUCUUGUUAAGUUCCUUUGUAGGAGAAAAAAAAGCACACUGUUCAUUUCAAUCACUUUCACCUUAGUCACUUUCAAGGAAUUGUUGGGCAAGAUCUGGCCUCUCUGAUUCAGUUAAAGUCCUGAAAAUCUGUGCUUUCAUUUUAAAGAAAUGUUGGGAGCUGAUGAUUAAAGAGGAACACCUGAAUGCAGGCAAAGUUAAAGUACCGGUAUAUCCUGCCAGCUGAGAUUUCACUGCUUACAUCUGAAAAAGUAGGCUUUAUUCUUGAUAAAUACAUCGGCAGGCUUUAAGGCACCACUUAACUCUUCUACCCCCAUUAAGGUAGUCCAAUUUAUGUAGCCCCAAAGCUAUUAAUAAACCAACUAUAAGUACAAUUGAGCACCUUCUACCCACCUGUGACUAUUUCAGUGUUAUGCAGAGAUGCUGAAUACAAAAAGUACAUCUCUUGCUGCUUAGGUAGUUACUGAUGCACUGCCAAAGAGCACUGAUCUGCACUGGCAUCUGGUGUGGGCAAUUUCUGCCCUGUGGAGUUCUGAUUAUUAUUUAACAAAGGUGGGGGAGCAUCCUAGUCUGGAACGAUAUUGUUGUACACAACCCCAAUCUCUGAGAGGUGCGAGAUUCCAUGGGUUCUAGGUGCUCACGCAGGGUCUGUAUUUCCUUUUGGAAGUGAGGCACAGCAGAGACUGUGGUGUCUUUAGGAUAAAUGGUUUAUUUACAUAUAUAUAUAUAUAUAUAUAUAUAUAUAUAUAUAUAUAUAUACAACCUGAGCCGACAACGGAGAGUUCACAGCCCCAACACCUCAAAAGGGUCUUGUUUCUCCCAUAGCUGCAGCCUCUGAUUCAAAGAGAAAUCCACCUUUGCUCCCUCCCUUUGCUUUCUGCUUUCUUGCCUGGUUAAGUCACUAUUUCCAGCUCAUAUAAUUCCUAACCUCCCUACUCUAAACUCUGGCUUUGUCUGUUUAUUUGAUGCUUUGGUAUUGACCCAUCACCCCAAGACUUAGCACCUCAAGAGGAAACUAGUCUGGCUUAGUUAGUUUUUAACACUUGAUAAAAUGAGUGAUUAAAGUAGUCUGUCACACAGCUUAACACCCCAAGGCUUGAUUAAAUUCUAACACUUACUAAAUCCAGGGAUUAUAGGAGCCUAGCACCCACAAGCUCAUAACAUUAUUUAUACAAAUGUGGAUGAGAGCUUCUCUGGGCAAUAAGUGGCAUUGCUGCAGAACAAGUUCCCUUCUUGUGGGCAAUGAAACUGCUGGGCUGAUGGUGCAUCUCUUUCUCUCUCAGUUUCCUCUUUUCUUUGUUCCGCUGAGCUCCUUGUGGAAUAGUUGGCAGCCUAUAGAUCUUGGAGUUAUCCCUGCCAUCUGUACACCUGUAACCUCAGCAAAAUGCUUACACAAGUCCCUAGUUGCACACUGAAUCUUGUGGUUUGAUUUUCAUUUUACUUCUUUUUAGCUGGUCUGCUGUCCCCAUCCCUUUUUAAACAUAUCAACAUAUUGUGGUCCAUGCUUGUAAAAGCCACAUGAAAUAAGAGGAUGUGAAUAGCAUAAGGUGGUGCGCUGCAGAAAUUAUUGCACACUUCCUUUCAAAGUCAACAUUCUUCAUGGUAAGCAGACUUAGAAAGAGGCCAUUUCCUGAGGCAAAUAUAUAUAUAUAUAUAUAUAUAUAUAUAUAUAUAUAUGACUUAGAAAGAGGCACAACACAUUUAUACAGUAUUGCAGACCAACAGACUUCUGGGGAUUAGAUACGUACAUAGCAUUAAACACCUGUACUGAUUGAUUGUCCCUGAGCCCUCAAGUCCAAACGUGGCACACCUCAAUAAAAUACAAGAACAUGCAAACAUACUUACCUAAAACUGCAUCACAUAUUUUGUCUUUAGUUUAAGACGGUUAUAGAGUGUAGACCACUGUGUACUGGAAACAAAAGAGGCACACAGUUUGAAAACACGGACGUCUUCAGGUGUUGAGCAUCUGAGACCAAAAAGCACUCCUAGCUGUUUAUUAUGCAGUUAGCAGCAUUGCUUCUCAGCGCUGACCCUUUCUGUUCACAGUGUGAUCUAGGCACACCUGAGCAUCCUGUUCCUCGUCUUGGUCCUGCUAACCAUCAAGCUCCUCCAACUUGGGCCAUUCAGUUUGACCAGUAAUGGACUGAGCCAGCACAGCAAGAAAUGCUUUCAUCCCUGGUUAGUACUUCCUAUCUCUUUGUGCAUGGUUAGGCCUCGGCUUCCAAAAAGUUGCCGUCUACAAUGGAGCCUUCAUUAUCUCUUAGAUUUAAGAACAUAAGAAGAGCUUGCUGGGUCAGACCAAUGGCAUCUAUCUAAUCCGGCAUUCUGCUCUCCUAGUGGUCAACCAGAUGUUUGUGGGAUCUGCAUAGAAGGCAUGUAUAGAGAGCACGGGACCCACACCCUACAUGUUCCUGCAUGUGAUGGCCCUGUAGACUCCACCCCCAGCUUUCUUGCAUUUUGCUGGAAGGUCUGAAGGAGGCUUCUAAACAUGAACAUGCUUACAAAUCUCCCCACAACUGGGAACCUUCCAGUAUCCGGGGCCCUGAUCACAAAGAGGAUCCUAUGUGCUCUCAGCCAAACAGACUAAUAGUUCCUUCCUGCUCAGCCCCAGAAGGUUUUGGCUGGCAUGCACAACCCCACACAUAAAGUGCUUUAUCACAUCCUGUGUUCUUUGAAUGCCUGCAAAGCACGUACCUGGAAGCAGUUUGAGACUUUUAAAACGUAAGACUUCCCCCAAAGGGUCAGUUAUGAGGGGAAAUAACGCUUGCCAAAUAUACCUUAAGCAGCAUGUAGAGGACUCCAAAUAUGUUUUAGUAGAAGCAAACAAAGAAAAACUUUCUGUGUUUAGGGUGAAACUUUCAAAAUUCUAGAGGAAGCAAAGUGCGUAAUGGGGUGAGCUCUAUUGCAUAAAAUAAUAACUGCCCAUUUUGAAAACUUCAUGUAUUCAUUGAUGCCCAUGAUGAGGUCUCUUUAUUUUAUUGAAUCAGUGUCAUGCAAAAAUUUCACCUCAUAGAGAGAUGUUCUUUCCAUGAGGAAGCAUGCAUAGAGAUAAAUUUCUUCAUGACUUAUCUCACGUAAGCCUGCAUUUAAACAGAAGAAAGUGAUUAGUCUUUUUUUCAUGUGAGUCUCAAAAGAUAACAGUUUGUGCUCUGGUUGCUUUCAUGUUCAACCAUACCACAGGUAGCCAUAAAGAGUUAUCUCUAGUACUUUGUCCAAAAGAUUCUACUUCCAACAUGUGCCUUGGAAACUUUAAUGAAAUUGGUUUCUUUCUUUCUUUCUGUUUCCCCACUCCCAAACAGGCUGUGA
This is a messenger RNA of Podarcis lilfordi (Lilford's wall lizard), 14665 nucleotides long. Lineage: Eukaryota; Metazoa; Chordata; Lepidosauria; Squamata; Lacertidae. The record is from the annotation of a GenBank genome assembly.